Messenger RNA from Clunio marinus, 4476 nucleotides. NCBI's taxonomy places the organism in Eukaryota, Metazoa, Arthropoda, Insecta, Diptera, Chironomidae. The record is from the annotation of a GenBank genome assembly.
AUGGAAAAUGAAGGUUUUACUGAAAAACAAGCAGAUGACUUAAAAACUAAUGAUACAAUUAAAAGCAGUGAUGAUUUAUCUGAUCUCACAAAAUGCACUGACGAAAAGACAAAACAAGAACAGUUAUUAUAUCAAGCGCAAAUCGCAAGUCGCCGAAACUUUUUAAAACUUAAUAUUGAGAAGUCACGAAGUUCUGACACAGGAUCAAGCUUUGAUAAAGAUGGAACCCCAAAUCCUGAUGAAAGAAAAAGUUCGAGUACUUCCCAAAGUAACAAAGAAAAAAGUUCAAUGGAAGAAGAAUCAAGUGUAAGUUGUUCAAUAGCAAAACCGCUUGGAAUCUCUCAAGAAUAUGUCGAACCUAUUGAACAGAUUCGUUGUAAGGAACUUAGAGAUGCAAUGCUUCGACUUGAAGGCAUAGAAGAAGAAGUGAAAAUGCCUAGAAAAAUAUCUCCAACUCUUGAGAAACAACUUCCAGUUGAUCUUGGCUCUGGUUCAGAACUUGACAGUACAGACCCAGUAGAAGAAAGAAUUUCUAAGAUUUUAAGAUUUGACGAAAGUGACUCAGGUUCUGAUAUUAAACCAACAAGACCAAGAAUUCAAAAACCACCAAGAGAUCUUUCUUUGCAAAAAAAAAUUAACAGAACAGUUCCAAUAGAAGAUUUAUCUCAACCACCUGAACAAUUGCAAGCUAAAGUAAACAAUGCUCACAAGUAUUUGAAUGCAACCAAUAGUGGAAGUUCUCUUGAAUCAAAAUCAAGCGUUGAAUCUCGUGAAUCAAAUUCCAAAGAUUCUUUGGAGACUGAAAGCAGUUCAGGAUCUUUGGGAAAAGCAAAAAGAAAAGGUGAACUCACACAAAAACUUAUGCAAACAACAUGGAAGUCAUUUCCAAUAGAAAGUUCUGGUUCUAGUAACGAAGAAUACUGGCAUCCAGAUCAUGAAACCUACGAAAAGUUUGAAGUUGUUGAAUCAUUCUCAGACACACCUGUUGACGAACACAAAGAAAGUGAUUCUGACUUUCAAGAUGAUACAAAUGAAUUUCCUUCAACGUUUAGUUAUCCGGAAAGUUCAUCAAAUUUAAGCGUCAAUACUAAUCCUGUAGACAUAAUGGGAUACGGAACUGGUUUUGCUAUAGGUCGAACAUUAUCAAGAAUUUCUGAAAGAAGCACUAACUCUGAAAAGUCAAGUUGCGAAGAAGAGAAAACAAGCAUCGAAGAAGAAAUAACUGCUCACGAAGAAGUUGAAGAAGAAGCUUCUGUAGCUUCUAGUGAUCAUCAGGCUAGUAUGAGUUCUGAUAUUCACAGUAAUUCUCAUCAGGCUUACAUAUCUGAUACAGAUAGAAGGACAUCUGCUGAGAUGCCUGACAUUCCAUGUGACUCUGCAGCUGCUGAGAGAUUAGCAGAGCUUUACAAAUCAAAUGUUAAAAAAGCUGGAAGGUUUUCAAUACAAAAUAUUGAGGAAAAAGGAAAGUUGAAAACAGAAAUACUUGCUGGAUCUGGAAGUAGUCAGGAAUCUUGUGAGGAUUGGCCACUACCAGAAAUUCCUGUCGAGACACCAACAAAUCAAGAUUGCUUCAAAGCAUUUACUAUGAGCGAUCGACCUGUUCCGAAAAUGUUUAUGUGGCGUAAUAGCACAACUGGAACAACGUCGCAAGAAAAUGAACCUUGGCCUUCACCGCCAUCAAGUGUCAUUGAAACACCUGUUAUUGAAGAUGUUCAAACCUUCUAUAUUAACGAGCCUCAGAAGCCUCAACCAGUGACGAUUGAUUUAGUAGCCGAAAAUCAACAUGAUGAAGAUGACGAACCAGAUUACGCAGAAGUAGCUGAUGUUGCUCCAGAUCCACCAAAAAGAGAUUACGAACUUUCUGAACCAGUUUCACCUUCCAUAGGUUCGGCAACAUCACCAACUAUUUCAAUUAUCCUCCCCUAUGAAGAUGCUUCUUAUUUUAUGGCGGAUAAUUCAAAGAAAUCCCAAGAUCAAACUGGAUGUUUCGAAUCUCCGCUGUCAUCAGCAAACUGUUUAAAAUCAACACUUAGAAUUUGUGCGAGUAAUAAAACAAUUUCCAACACUCAUCAAGCUCGAAUUUCAAGUCCCGAUAGAGUAAUUGUUACUCAGCCAAGGGGAUCAAGUUCGUUACAAAGUCCCAUGUCUGAAGAAGAGUUCUUUAUGACUGAUGAAGUGUUCAGCCCAGGAACUGUAAAAAUAGAGAUUUCUCCUGAUGAUGGCCACCCAUCAGAUUAUAACAUGCAAAAGUUCUCCCGCAGUUCCAACAAUUCAGAUACAUCUGUUGAUGAUAUGUUAUCAGCUUCACUCAGCACUUAUGUUGAUGACUCUCAACGACGAAGUAGCUUAGAACCAAGACGGUUGAGUAGUCCAUCUUGCAAACGUUGUAGUGGUGGAAGUCAUUCUGAAGAAGAAACAAGUUCUUUCGGUACAGAUCUUGACGGAACAGUUAAAAUGGGCGUCCCAGCUCGUAGAUGUACUCACAGUUCUCAUUCAGAAGAUACAUCGAUUGGUGUCAGUUUAUCGGAAUGGUCCACAGGUACAAACACUGUGAGACAGUAUGCAAAUCUUUCUGGCAGUGAUAGCUUAUCAGCGGUAUCUAAUCAUUCUGGUGCUAUAAAGAGUGAGACGAAUAAUACCAAAUCGAGCAUCAGUUCAUUCAACAAAUCUACGGACAGUUUAAAUGAAAAAAGUAUCAGUUUGUCAGGUGGUAAAAAUAUUCCUUAUUCCUUUGAAAAUUUAUCAAAAGAUGCAAAUUCUGAAACUGAUAAAAUCACCUCGUCUGGAACAAAUGACGAAUCAACAUUGACUUUGACUGAGAUGGUUCAUAGCAUUACCGAGUGGUCUACAAGUUCAAGUCAAACUCUUGUUGAUCACGAUGCAAACAAACCUCCACAACAAAUGGAUUAUAAAUUCAUUGACAAAAGUAAAACAUCUAUUGAAUACACACCUUUGAAGCCGCCUAAAAAUGUGAAACGUUUAACAACUGACAAAGAUUCUUUGCCAGGUAUUCAUGCAAAUGUUGCUAAAACUAAAAUCGAAACAAGUACUACGCAAACAAUCACAAAACCUACCCCAAUAAGACUUCCACCGAAAAUUGUUGACAUGAUUGAGAAACCAGUAAUUUCUAUGAAGCCAAAAAUUCCACCUCCACCAAUUGAAGAAUCUGAAACACCGUCUGACUCGAAUGGAUCAAAACCAGCUGUUACAGAUAAGAAAAAGAUUUUCAAAAUGAUGUCACAACAAUAUAAGAGUCAAGACAUUUCAGAAUCUGAAUCGUACAGUGACAAACUUUAUAAUCAAAACGAGAAACUGACUGAACGUUAUCAAAGUCAGGAAUUCUCUCCUUUCUCAGCACCAUCGAAACCACCACGAGAAUCAAAAGGGCAAGACAAGUCAUUGUCCAAGCAUCACAGUUACGAUGACAAGACUUUAUCAAAAUCACAAAUUCGUGAAUAUAAAUCUUCAAAAGUUCGUCAAAGUCAAUCGUUCCAUGAACAUUUAUUGUCGAGUGAUUUGAAUAAAAUUGAAGAAGAAAAAUUAAGCUCAUCUCAUACGAGUGAAACGACAAGCACUGAAAAUUCUUCACCAAUGUUUUCACGACCAGAACGAUUAGCGAAAUGUUCGCCUUAUUAUUCGAGCAGUUUAAGUUCUGACACUCCUGAAGUACAUCAUAUAAUUGCAAAACCGCCUCGCAAACCUUCCUUGCCGAAAGCUUUACCAUCACAAAGCAGCAACGAUACUGACAGUUCAUUAGAUUUUCGUCAGAAUGAUCCGGCACGUAAUCGUGGUUAUCGUAAGAAGAAACAAAUUCCAUCAACAAAACGAAUUAGAAUUGAUCGACCGAUGGAACAAGAAAGCUCUGAAUGUUCCGAAGGCUAUUUUCCCGACAUCCACUCAAGCAGUUCUGACAAUGCCAAAGCUGAAAUCAAAUACCCUGACUUUGAGGAAGAACCUGAAAUGAUUCCCGAAGAUUGCGAUGAAUACAAUUACAGAAUUGACAACAGUAAAAUCGGAUCAUAUCCAAGUACAAGUACAUCGACAAAAUUUGAGACUUUAGAUUUAUCUGAAAAUGUUGAUGAAAUGGGAUUUCCCCGUUAUGACCGUUUACGUAACAUGACUAAUCCUCCGAGUUAUAAGCCUCCAGCUAAACCUGUUCGACAAAAAAAGAAAAUACAGGGCAAGAAUGAAAGUUAUGUGGGAGUUCAUUAUGGACAAGACAGUGGCAGUGGAACUGAAACUAAAGCUGGCUUGUCCGAUGAAAUUUACUACUCCAGCGAAGACAGUUUUGCUGCAGGUUUUCUCCAUCAAAAGCAACAAUCUGUCGGUCAUUAUGUAAAGAACGUUGAACUCCCAUAUCCAGAUUUUCUUUCAGACUGCGAAAAUGAACCCGGCACAUCGUAUCAAAAGAAUGAUUCUGAAAAAAGUUUCGACUCUGACGAAGAUGAUACAAGUGGCAACGACAAAAAAUUUUAA